CAAGUGUUUUAUGUGCACCUUCAAUACCUCGACGACUGGCAUUUGUCCCUUCCCUGUCUGAACUUGCAUGAAGGCCACGACUUAACUUUCAUCGCUGUUGGCCUUGCCGCUGUUGUUUUAGCACUCCUCGACCUCGAAAGACUGUCCUUGCAAAGCUCUGCCCUCGCUCAGAAGGACGCCGAGCUGAGCGCUAAGGACGACCGGACCAGGCGAGCGCUGCAUUGCAUGACAGCUGCCGACCUGUAGGCACAGACGGCCGCCUUCGUGAGCGAGUUCUUGAUCAGCGGUCCGACCUAUAUGCUGAGCUGACAGAGGACAGAGGAGGAGUCUGACUUGGCAAAAGGAGCUCCCGGUUCUGCACUGCUUCAUCACAGAGCCUUGUGCUUGGGGUCGAUCAAUGGAUCCUUCAUGGUCGCUAUACAACAUGGCAAGGCUACAGCGGGGGCUGGACGCUUUUGCCAACCCAGCGGAUCUCGCCCACGCCACCGAGCUGCGCGGCAAGCAAUUGUACGAAAGGAUGUGCCCGCUGCUCGUCAAGAUCUACGCACGGAGCCAGGACGGCCAGCCGGCGGGCGAGUUCUCCGGCUUCCUGUAUAGCUCUUCAUGUGACAGCAUCAUAAGUGCGGCCCACAUUGUCGGCCACACCGGCAAUCCCCCUGGAAGCGGACCACCUGCUGAGCUGUUCAAAGCACGCUACUUUGAUGGCUUCGAGGAGGACGUCGAGGUCCUGAAGAGCGCACCCAAUAACCUGCCGGACGUCGCCAUCCUGCGGGGCUCCCGGCGCGCACCUCGCUCUCUGGGCGGCAUGCUGUGCAGCAAGGGGGAAACCGUCUACGCAUUCGGCUUCUCGCUCAGCGUCAUCGCCCCCUGCAUCAGCAAUGGUGUCUUGUCGAAUGACGGUGUCGCCCGCAUGACCAUCGCCAUCCAUGCCGACAGCGGCUACCUCGGCGGGCCUGUUGUGAACGUCCAUGGGAAGCUGGUCGGCAUUAUCAACGGCGGGCUUGGCACGGCGGCCAUGCAAGUCGUGCUCACCCCGGGCGCGGACGUGCACACGUUCCUGCUGCAGUCGGGUCAGCCGGGGCUGGCCUAGCCUGUAUGCCCAGGGACAUAGGGAACACGCUACAUGCCUGCCCAUGCGGACAUGACAGGCACACCGCAUGACAGGCGUCGGUCGCAGCUUACGCCACAUGAUGUUGGUGGGGCAUGCGGCUUUGCGCGGUUUCGUGGGUGGAUGACGCUAUGGUGCCAUUGCAGCCGGGCUUAAAGGUGCACGAGACAGCCUUUACAGAAAAGGCAGGUCCUGCCAGCACCAUGACAGAACCCGCCUACUUUUUGUAAAGGCUGUCUCGUGUACCUUUAAGCCUGGCUGCAAUGACACCACAGCGUCAUUGCGGUGCUGGCAUUGUGCGAAUCAGACCACAUGUAGACUUUAUUCCGUAGACCAGUAACCCAGGGGCCGAUGUGUCAUCACGCUGCAUUGAUGCGGCUGCUUGGAGCAUACCUUCUGCGCUAGCAUGGCAGGAUAUGGGCUUGCAGUGGAUGUUGUUGUUGGUUUGUAAUCAUAGUUCAGCCGUUCUGACAUCUUCACUGCUCUGCGUCUGUGUCACGGUUCAGUUUCUCCACUGGACAGGCAAAGUAAUUUUGUACCAUACCAUUGUUCGAGUUGCGCUGUCUCAAGAUGGGUAGCGUACGUCCACAUUUUUCCUUUGAAAUGCAUUUUCGAGAAGUACAUUUAAGUCUGAAUGUUUCGACGGCUUGUCACAAACUGGUAAUGUUCGUACGGCGGUUGAUCUAGCAACUCAGUUGGCCGUUUUGGAACUAACUAUACGUUUCAGGGGAAACCCCUAGGGUACCACAUCUGAAUGCGCAGGAGGCAUACAGGGGCGUUGCCCUCCCCACCCGACCUUGCGGUCUAUCUUAUUACAGGAACCGAACACACACGGGGAGAUAGCUCAAUGAUGUCUGCAAUCUGUUCCAUUGUACAACCGUGACCGCCCU
Astrephomene gubernaculifera is the source of this 1998-nucleotide messenger RNA. The record is from the annotation of a GenBank genome assembly. NCBI's taxonomy places the organism in Eukaryota, Viridiplantae, Chlorophyta, Chlorophyceae, Chlamydomonadales, Astrephomenaceae.